CGGAACAGGCAGGAGAAGGAGACCAAAGCGGGCAUACUGUACAUAGGCAGAGGGCAUAGAUUGUUGCCCUUCAUCAUUUUAGCACAGUUCCGUACUGUCGGUGUUCUAUUUUAUCGGCUUGUGCCAGGAAACACAUAUUUAUUUAUAUUUAUAUAGUGAGUUGCAGUGAAAAUGGCGCAGCCGGACAGUAAGAAGAUAUUUUUUGAGAACCUGUCGGGAGCGGGCAAAGCCAUUGCGGUGCUGACGAGCGGAGGGGAUGCUCAAGGAAUGAAUGGUGCUGUACGUGCUGUGGUUCGAAUGGGGUUGUAUGUGGGGGCAAAGGUUUAUUUCAUUCAUGAGGGAUAUCAGGGUAUGGUGGAUGGUGGGGAUAACAUAAAGGAAGCCACAUGGGAAAGUGUGUCCAGCAUGCUACAGCUGGGAGGGACCGUUAUCGGCAGCGCUCGCUGCAAAGAGUUUCGCACUCACGAGGGGCGCCUGAAGGCUGCCCACAACCUGGUGCAGCACGGCAUCACCAACCUGUGUGUGAUCGGUGGAGACGGCAGUCUGACGGGAGCCAACCUCUUCAAGGAGGAAUGGAGCGGGCUGCUGAAUGAGUUGGUGGAGCAAGGUUCGAUUGAGGCCGAUGCUGUCCAGAAGUACUCUGCGCUUCACAUUGUGGGGAUGGUCGGCUCUAUCGAUAACGACUUCUGUGGAACUGACAUGACAAUUGGCACUGACUCGGCUUUGCACAGAAUCAUCGAGGUGGUGGACGCAAUUAUGACAACUGCACAGAGUCACCAGAGAACAUUUGUUUUGGAGGUCAUGGGCAGACACUGUGGCUACCUGGCCCUGGUGAGCGGCCUGGCUUGCGGGGCAGACUGGGUGCUGAUCCCUGAAAUGCCUCCAGAGGAUGGCUGGGAGGAGAAGAUGUGUCAGAAACUAUCUGCGAACCGAGCAGGGAUGAAAAGGCUGAAUAUCAUAAUUGUAGCCGAAGGGGCGAUUGAUCGUAACAACAAAUCCAUUACCACUGAAUAUGUUAAGAAUCUCGUGGUCAAGUGCUUGGGUUUCGACACACGAGUGACAAUUUUGGGACACGUGCAGAGAGGAGGAACCCCAUCUGCUUUUGACCGUAUCUUGGCCAGCCGUAUGGGUGUUGAGGCUGUUCUCGCGCUUCUGGAGACCACGGCCAACACGCCGGCCUGUGUGGUGUCUCUGUGUGGGAACACAUCGGUGCGCGUGCCGCUGAUGGAGUGUGUGCAGAUGACUCAAGAGGUCCAGAAAGCUAUGGACCAGAAACGCUUUGAGGAGGCCGUUAAGCUUCGGGGCAGGAGCUUUGAAAACAACCUGAAGACAUACAAACUGCUGGCUCAUCGUAAACCAGAAUCCGAGCUGCCAACUAGCAACUUCAAUGUGGCAGUGCUGAAUGUCGGGGCCCCUGCAGCGGGCAUGAAUGCUGCUGUCCGUUCAGCUGUGAGGGUGGGCAUCUCUGAGGGGCACAAGAUGUUUGCUGUCAGUGAUGGCUUUGAGGGAUUCUACAAAGGACAGAUUAAGGAGGUGAAAUGGGGUGAUGUCGGAGGUUGGACAGGACAGGGUGGCUCCCUCUUGGGGACAAAAAGAACACUUCCUGCAAAACACGUGGAGAAAAUUGCAGAGCAAAUGCGAAAGCACAAUAUAAAUGCUUUGCUGAUUAUUGGUGGAUUCGAGGCGUUUGAGAGUCUGCUGCAGCUGUAUGAGGCUCGCGCCAACUAUGAGGAGUUUUGCAUCCCGAUGUGUAUGCUGCCUGCCACCAUAAGUAACAAUGUACCCGGCACCGAUCUAAGUAUCGGGGCAGACACGGCCCUCAAUGCCAUUGUGGAGACCUGUGACCGCAUCAAGCAAUCAGCCAGUGGGACCAAGAGACGUGUGUUCAUUAUUGAGACUAUGGGAGGCUACUGUGGCUAUCUGGCCACGGUGGGGGGCCUGGCUUCAGGGGCUGAUGCUGCUUACAUCUACGAGGAGCCGUUUGACAUCAAAGAACUGCAGGCCAAUGUCGAACAUCUGACAGAGAAAAUGAAGACGAGCAUUCAGAGAGGUCUGGUCCUCAGGAAUGAGAACUGCAAUGAGAACUACACAACAGACUUCAUCUAUCAGCUGUACUCUGAAGAAGGCAGGGGGGUGUUUGACUGCAGGAAGAAUGUGCUGGGACACAUGCAGCAGGGAGGAGCACCGUCUCCAUUUGACCGGAACUUUGGGACCAAGAUCUCAGCCAAGGCCAUGCAGUGGGUCUCCAAAAAGCUGGUUGAGACGUUCAGACAAGAUGAAGGCCGAGUGUUUGCUAACGCCGAGGACUCCUGCUGUCUGCUGGGAAUGCGCCGCAGGACUCUGGUCUUCCAGCCUGUGGUCCAACUCAAGGAUGAGACUGACUUUGUUCACAGGAUCCCCAAGGAGCAGUGGUGGCUGAAGCUGCGUCCUUUGAUGAAGAUCUUGGCUAAGUACAAGACGAGCUACGACGUCUCCGACUCCGGACAGCUCGAGCACGUCGUACACAAUCGACCAAAAGACUCGGACGCUUCGGUGGCCAUGUGAAGGCCCGCGCUGUAUGACGGUCUGAGUUCAGUCUUUGUGUAUGAUGGAAAUUUUGUGAGGUGUCAGUCUUUGUGUUGUAAAUGAGCUCCUGUUACGACAUGAACACUUUUUUUUCUGGCCACACGCUGUGUUCAUGUUCUGUUACUGUCAUUCCUUUUAGUGGCGCUCCUCUCAGUUUUGUUUUAAAAAACUCACCAACUGUAGUCUAGCCUCUCUCCUCCUCUUAUUAAAUGCACACACACACAGCUGUCCUGCCAUGCAUCUGUGUGUCCUCGUCGCCCUGGAUCUUUUUAGUGUUUUUAAAUUGCACUUUCUGUGUCUUGAGUUGCUUCGACAUUCUCUGACUGCAGAGCUGCAGAGUAGGCACUUUAUCUGCAGCACAAACCAGUGCGUAUCUUCUUAGAACGAGUGUGAGGUUAAGCAUAUUUAUAUGAGACUGAUGCAAUAUAGUUUUGCUGCAAGCCAAGAGAACUCCAUUCUGUGCUUUAACAAGGAAACUAAUAAUUAUCUUUUAAAAAGUAUUUUUGCUUGUAAAUGUGGAUAUAUUAAAAAUGUAGGCACUGCUGUACUGAGUAGCUGUCUGUUAUAUUGCACCAACAGAGUUAGAUGUAUAUGAGACCCACAGAAUAAAAUCAUACUUGAGAUGU
This is a messenger RNA of Neolamprologus brichardi, 3191 nucleotides long. The record is from RefSeq and is a predicted model, not a curated record. Lineage: Eukaryota; Metazoa; Chordata; Actinopteri; Cichliformes; Cichlidae.